AAUAGGAAAAAAACAAGGAAAAGAAAAAGAAAAACGAAGAGAGCUUCUCGAGCACUGAUGACAGAGUGAACCCGAAGAAAGAGAGCUUCUCGCCUCUCUCUCUGUCUUUCUCUGGGCUCGAGUUUCCAAAUUAAGUCUCUCCGAGUCGACUCAGUAAUGGCAGGUUUGACUCCGAGUCCACUGUUCCGAGUUCGGAUUUUGACGAUAUCUCGGCCGUUGGAUCCUUAUAUCCAUUUUCGGUUGGGAAUGGUUUGAGUUCCUAGUGUUGGCUCGGAGCUCAGGUGUGGUGUUAUGCUCAUUUUACAGUGUGAUCUCGCCGUUGAUUUCAUCGAAUCUCACAGAUCUGAGGAAGCGAUCCUGCGGUCAUCUACGGCGUCGGUGAUGUCGGUGUGCGCGGUUUCUGUCACCGCCGGAGUAUUGGAAAUGCUUCGAUGGUUGUUGCGGAAACGUUUGCUUGUAUUGUUUUAUUUGAUAUACAUCACCAAUGCUGAUGUAUCCAAUGAUCUAUUGGAAGCCCCUUUAGUAUCUCCUACUAGUGCACCUUUGACUGCACCUGCUAUUCCUGAUCUACCUCUACCAGCUGAUCCUCCUUUGUUCCAUAAACCUCGACAUAAGCAUUUUUCUCCACGUGGUGCGCCAACAACUGUACUAUCACCAGCCCAUCCUCCUUUUUAUGGCCCACUGUUAACUCCUGGUCACCCCCCUACUAGCUCACGAUUGUCAAAACCAUUGAUGAAGAGGAGCGUAUUAGCACCACCUAUUGCUAGUCUUAAGAAUAUUGCCCCAACACAGUCCAGUGCUGGUGCACUUCCUUCUGGUUUAGCUCAGCCACCACUAUCUCCUUCUGUCUCUGAUUGUUGCAAACCAGACAUGAUAUUGAAACAAGGGACUCAGGGGUGCCACUGUGUGUAUCCAAUAAAACUAGACCUUCUCCUCUUAAACGUCUCUCAAAAUUGGAAUCUUUUUCUACAAGAAUUAGCUUCCCAACUUAGUUUGCAAAAUUCCCAAAUUCAGCUGAUAAACUUUUAUGUACUCAGCUUAUCAACAUUAAAUAUUUCAAUGGAUAUAGUUCCACGUACGGGGAUCAGUUUUUCUGCCAGUGAUGCAUCUGUGAUAAAUUCUUUGCUCGUCAUGCAUAAGGUCCAUCUAAACCCUACAUUUGUGGGUGAUUACAGACUUCUCAAUUUUACCUGGUUUCAGCCUCCACUGCCUUCUCCAGCUCCUCUUAUUGCUACAUCGCCUGUGGAGGCCCCACCAUAUCAUUCAGCAACUCCUGCAUCACUUGGUGCUUCAAACAAAGAGCGGCAUUCAAAUUUAACUGCUAUACUUGGUAUUGGAGCUGCCAUAAUGUUCAUCGCCAUUGUAUCUGUGAUUAUAAUUUGUUUAUGCGCAUUCCGCCAAGGGAAGACUAAAGCAUCUCUUGUAGAAACUGAAAAGCUGAGGACUGUGGGUGCAGUUCCGGCAGUAGGAUCUCUUCCCCACCCAACCAGCACUCGGUUUCUAGCUUAUGAAGAACUUAAAGAAGCCACAAACAACUUUGAAUCUGCAAGCAUACUUGGAGAAGGUGGGUUUGGUAGAGUUUACAAGGGUGUCUUAAGUGACGGUACAGCUGUAGCAAUUAAGAGGCUUACUAGUGGAGGGCAACAAGGGGAUAAAGAGUUUCUGGUAGAGGUUGAGAUGCUUAGUAGGCUGCAUCACCGUAAUCUUGUCAAACUUGUGGGUUACUAUAGCAAUCGUGACUCUUCACAAAACCUACUUUGCUAUGAGCUCGUCCCAAAUGGAAGCUUGGAGGCCUGGCUCCAUGGUCCCUUGGGAGUAAAUUGUCCUUUGGAUUGGGACACAAGAAUGAAGAUUGCACUUGAUGCUGCAAGGGGACUUGCAUACCUGCACGAGGACUCACAGCCCUGUGUUAUCCACAGAGAUUUCAAGGCAUCCAAUAUACUGCUUGAGAACAACUUUAAUGCUAAAGUUGCUGACUUUGGCCUCGCUAAACAGGCACCCGAAGGCAGAAUAAACUACCUCUCUACUCGAGUGAUGGGCACAUUUGGGUAUGUAGCUCCUGAGUAUGCUAUGACUGGACAUCUACUCGUUAAAAGUGAUGUAUACAGCUAUGGGGUUGUACUACUUGAAUUGCUGACCGGAAGGAAGCCUGUGGAAAUGUCACAACCAGCUGGACAGGAAAACCUCGUCACUUGGGCCAGACCAAUUCUUAGAGACAAGGAUCGGCUGGAAGAGCUUGCUGAUUCAACGCUUGGAGGGAAGUACCCGAAGGAAGAUUUUGUACGUGUUUGCACAAUUGCGGCCGCUUGUGUUGCACCCGAGGCAAGCCAACGGCCUACAAUGGGUGAAGUGGUGCAGUCACUAAAAAUGGUGCAGCGUGUCACAGAAUAUCAAGAUUCCAUGUUAACCUCUUCCAACAACCGGCCAAACCUAAGGCAGUCAUCUACUACCUUCGAGUCUGAUGGCACGUCUUCGAUGUUCUCUUCCGGUCCUUACUCCGGUCUAAGUACCUUCGACAAUGACAACAUCUCAAGAACAGCGGUCUUCUCUGAAGAUCUUCAUGAAGGACGAUGAAGACUUUUAAAGGUAAGUUAACCAAAAGCCUUCAUUCGCUGUAAAGUUUUUGACUGCCAAAAUCAACAAUGUGAAGAGCCUUCCUUGUUGGAGGUGGAAGAAUGUAGCAGGGUUUUCCUUUCUUUCUUUUUUUCUCAGUAAUUGUGAUUGGUGGGGGAUUGGAAUGGGUGCUUUUGUUAUCCCUUGUGGAGAACCAUUGUUCAGUUUUCCCCUAGGCAGCGGUUCUCCUCGGUGAUAGAUUUUGUAAAUAUGCCCAUCAGUUUGUUUCAUCGGAUUGGCUUCAAAGGGUCUUUUAAUUUAAUGCUUCUUUCUUUUU
Corylus avellana is the source of this 2890-nucleotide messenger RNA. RefSeq names its product Protein kinase superfamily protein. Gene Ontology annotation, biological process: protein phosphorylation. Lineage: Eukaryota; Viridiplantae; Streptophyta; Magnoliopsida; Fagales; Betulaceae. Gene Ontology annotation, molecular function: protein kinase activity; ATP binding. The record is from RefSeq and is a predicted model, not a curated record.